This is a messenger RNA of Bradysia coprophila, 1067 nucleotides long. RefSeq names its product cilia- and flagella-associated protein 298. The record is from RefSeq and is a predicted model, not a curated record. Gene Ontology annotation, biological process: regulation of cilium movement. NCBI's taxonomy places the organism in Eukaryota, Metazoa, Arthropoda, Insecta, Diptera, Sciaridae.
CCGUGUCGUAUCUACAUUUUAAUUUUUGUAUUGUGGUCAACGAAUCAUGGUCUUGUUACAUGUUAAACGAAGUGAUCAGAGCCAAUUUCUGUACGACACAAAGUUGGACAAAACAAUCGAAGGACUAACUCACGAAAUUGUGAACAUAUUCAAUGGUCGUUUAAAAAUCGGUCGAAUUGCGGCUGAAGUUGAUGAAUUGAUAAAAUAUGGCCCAAUGUAUCCACCGGAAAUUCUCGGACUAACUGAAGAACAAGUGGAAGAAUUAAAAUUGGUCGAUCCGUGGGAGGAAAAGGUAACACCUAGUGGUGGUUGGGUGUUCAAUAAAGAUCCGAUUGGUAGACGAAAUGGCCGUCAACCGAAUGCUAAGAUGGGAGAAAUAUUGCAAAAAACCGUUGAUGAAUCUCGUUCGAUGAUCAGCAAGAAGUUGGUCGAAUCAAAUACAACAUUAACGUACCAGACCGUACAGAGGGCACUGGAUAAUAUUCGCGGUGCUGUUACCAUUGUUUAUCCAAUGGGCUUACCACCGCAUGAUAACAUCUACAUGGAACUAACCAAUACGGAAGACCUGAGCGGAACACAAGCAUUGAAUGAAAUCGUUGAACCGGCCACGGCACAACUAUGGUUCGCAGGACAUCAAAUGUAUCCCGAUAAGCAUUUGUUCGAUUAUUUGGGACGAAACGAUAAGAGUAAGGUAGUCAUCAAGCUAGCGAAAAAUGGUGAAGGUGCUCCCGGUCGUGAGCCGAUUUUGUCCGAACAGGAGCGUAAACAUUUGAUGGCACAACAGUAUCGUCGCCAGGAGGAAUUGAAGAAUUUAGAAAAAGAUGAUGAAGAUCAAUAUCUGAAUUCGAAAUGGGCUGAUAGUGGCAACCUGAAGCGGCAAUUGCAUGGCCUAGACAAGGUUGAUUUUCGUUCGAAAUUCUGUUAAUUGUACAUCUGAUUGAUAUAGUGUGAUGACAUAAUGAAGACGAUAACGGUUUCGUAUGAAAAGUCACAACAAUAUUUCUUAUCUUUCACUUAUCGGUUGGGUUAGAUUUGCGGCUAUAAAUAAAUUGUAUUGUGGACUUGAA